Molecule: messenger RNA, 2620 nt
Organism: Actinia tenebrosa (Australian red waratah sea anemone)
Lineage: Eukaryota; Metazoa; Cnidaria; Anthozoa; Actiniaria; Actiniidae
Product: MAM and LDL-receptor class A domain-containing protein 1
Cellular component (GO): membrane
Source: RefSeq, a predicted model, not a curated record
GGCUACAAACAACAGUCAUCGAGUCUUGUUGCUCAUAUACCACGUACCACUCUGAUCAGUGACGCUUGUUAGUCGUAAAAAUGUCGCGUCCGGUGGUCGGUUUGCUCGUACUUUUACUCUGUGCCUUUACAGCAAGAGCAGCAUGGGUCACUAGUAAAAGAAACACAUGUGAAGGAGAACUGACUGGAUCCAAAGGAACCUUUUCCAGCCCAAACUAUCCUCAGAACUACCCUGACAAUGCGCUGUGUCAGUGGACCAUCAAAGGACCAUCAGGAACAACAAAAAUUGAAGUCACUUUUGAAGACUUUGAUGUGGAGUGGGGAUCGUCGUGCGAAUGGGAUAGCGUGAUAAUAAAGGAUAAAGAAGGAAACCAAGUAGGCAAAACACUCUGUGGACGCCUUGAUAAACCAAAGAUAGCCGUCCCAGGAGACACAGUGGUCGUGGUCUUCAAGUCCGAUGACGCAGCAAAUGAAAAAGGCUUUCAGGCGAAUUUUGUAGCCAUCGCUCCCGUCAAACCUCCUGAAAUUGGCAGCUGCAACUUUGAUGAAGGUUUAUGUACAGGACUCAUGAAUGUUGGCAAAGACGAUUUUGAUUGGACAAUUAAUAGUGGUGCUACACCUACAGCUAUGACUGGACCUAAAACCGAUCAUUCAGGGCAAGGCAAGUACAUAUACAUGGAAUCGACUGGUCGAGCUGAAGGAGACAAAGCUCAUCUUGAGACAGAAGUCAUAUCUGGUCAAAGAUGUCUUCGUUUCUUCUAUCACAUGUACGGUAUCAUUGGCAUGGGAAGCCUGAACGUCUAUAUUCAAACUAGAAAUACGAGGAGCCUGGUAAUGAGUCUAUCUGGUAAUCAAGGCAACGAGUGGAAAGAAGUUCAUCUACAAAUAAAUGAGAAGCUUCCUUAUAAGGUUGUUUUCGAAGGAAUAGUUGGAAAGUCUGACUUCUCAGAUAUAGCCCUAGAUGACCUAUCUUUCUCCAAAACGCCUUGUCCUAUUGUGACAGGAAGAUGCGGUGGUAUUCUUACCGAGUCCAGUGGAUCGUUCUCUAGUCCUGGUUUUCCUAAUGACUAUCCAGAUAACAGUCGUUGUCAGUGGAUCAUUCAACCUCAAGUCAAGACUGCUGUUAUCAUCAUUACGUUCAACCCGUUCGCAGUAGAGAUGGCGCCAGGAUGCGGAGACGAUUACGUCAUCGUGGCAGAUUCUCAAGAUCAGCCGAUCAAGCAGCAACGAUUUUGUGGUUUCUAUGGUGAUGGAUUUGGACUUAAGGUCCCUGGUCACGUGGCUAAGGUGUAUUUCCAUAGCAACGACCACUUGGCAAGAAAAGGAUUCCAUGCAUCAUACAAAACCAUCCCGAUCACUUCAGCAGGUGAUUGUGACUUCGAUAAUGAGAUGUGCCCAGCCUGGACCAAUGUCGGCACUGAUGAUUUCGAUUGGUCAAUUGGUAAAGGAAACACGCCAAGCUUUUUCACAGGGCCAUCACGUGACUUCUAUGGAUUAGGAAACUAUGCAUUCACUGAAGCGAGUAAACGGCGUCUUGGAGACAGAGCAUUGCUAGUCAGCGGCUUCAUGAGUGGUACCCAGUGCCUCUCUUUCUCGUACAAUAUGAACGGCAGAGGUAUGGGCUCGCUGAUUGUAUUUGUCAAAGGCAGUGAUGGGGUUUCACGAACAGUAUGGACGACCUCAGGUGAUCAUGGGAAGUUUUGGUUGACUGAGAGCAUUAACAUCUUUGUGGACCAGCAACCAUACCAGGUGGUGUUUGAAGGAGUUGUUGGUCGUAUUUUCACAAGUGACAUCGCAAUCGAUGAAAUCUCUUUCAAACGUGGCCGCUGCCCCAUGACAUCCGGAUGUGGAGGGCUGUUGACUGCAGCAAGUGGUUCUUUCCAUAGCCCAAAUUUCCCCUCACCCUACCCCAGUGGGGUGGAUUGUACGUGGACUAUCAUACCUCCCCCUCAGUUUGAAGACGUGGCCAUCACUUUUCACCAUGUUGAUCUUGAACAAAGUCCACACUGCAGAAAAGAUUACCUGGUUGUAGAGGACAUCACAGGGACCCUGAAAGGCAGUAAAAUUUGUGGAACAAAAACCAACCAAUCAGUGGAGGUCGACUGGCACCAGUCACGUGUUCACUUUCAUUCAGAUAAAGACGUAACAGCACAAGGAUUUGAAGCAUCUUACCGGGCAUUUGGAUCUUUACCGGCUUGUGGAGGAGAGUUGGCAGGGAAUACUGGAACAUUUUCAAGCCCUAAUUACCCAUCACAUUACCCUAACAGAAUAGUBUGUGACUGGGAGAUCCAGGCAGAGCCAGACAUCCAACAAAUUCUCAUAACAUUCGAGGAUUUUGCCAUCGAUGACUCCCCUCUUACAUGUUCCUAUGACUAUCUCUUAAUCAUCGACUCUCAACACCGAAAACAAGUAGGGAAGUACUGUGGCAUGACUAAACCACUGCCCAUAAAGAUCGCAGGCAAUGCAGCCAAUAUUCGUUUCCAGGCUUCUCACUUAAGCUCUGCGCGUGGUUUUAAGGCUCAUUAUACAACACUGUAACUAGGCAAGAACUGUUUUGACCUGUAACUUUAAUUGAUCUGGAAAUGCUGAAUAAAAUAAUGAAUUAUUCAACUAAAUAUUAA